AGGUGUUCUCGCGAGAUUUAGUAGAACGAGAGGACGCAUGGCGCUGCGCAUGCUGUGAAUAAAGGACAAACAACCAGUCAUUCUCAUACUUGCAGACUUUUUGAAAAGAUUUCAUUGUCAAACUACAAGUUAUGGAGGACCCUUCAAAAUUUGAGCGAUAUGUGUACAAAAAUGCUUCGGUUUACCAUUAUAUGAAGAUAUCUCUAGUUUUGGAAGAUGGAAACAAAUAUAUUACUGAUGCACAGUUCAAACAAUUGAUCAUCUGUGGACUUAAAGACCUGUACGGAGAGGUUGGAGCUUCUUUUCCAUUUGAUUUGCUUAAGUAUGAUCAGAACAAACUGACCGGGAUACUGAGAGUGUACAACAGCGGGCUAGUGAAAUUGUGGAGUGCAUUAACGUUACUGGGAUCAUAUCAGAAUGAGGCUUGUGCAUUCAGAGUCCUGCAGGUGUCGCCGUUUUUACUAGCAUUGUCUGGGAAUAGCCGUGAGCUGCAGUUUGGAGACCAAUUGACACUGUGAGGUGGGCCUACAAAAAAAUACCUUGGAAAAAAUGAAAUUUUUUCUCAGAAGAAUUAUAUUCAGCAG
Carassius auratus (goldfish) is the source of this 584-nucleotide messenger RNA. Its product is annotated as ribonuclease P protein subunit p14-like. The record is from RefSeq and is a predicted model, not a curated record. The transcript has 6 exons. NCBI's taxonomy places the organism in Eukaryota, Metazoa, Chordata, Actinopteri, Cypriniformes, Cyprinidae. Gene Ontology annotation, molecular function: ribonuclease P RNA binding. Gene Ontology annotation, biological process: tRNA 5'-leader removal. Bases 132 to 518 code for a protein of 128 amino acids. Gene Ontology annotation, cellular component: nucleolus; multimeric ribonuclease P complex.